AUGGAGUAUUUGAUAAGAAGUGAAAUAUUGAAGAAGGAGGAGAAUAAUACAGUAAGAAGUUUUUUAAAGAAUUUGAUGGAAAUGUUAGAAGCGGCAUUUCAGGAAUCAAUGAUGAAUAUUGAUGGUUUAGUAAGACAGCAGAUGAAGAAUUUGGAAAGAUAUGGAAGAUUCAUUGUUGAUAAAAAGCCGCUUGGAGAAGUAAGUAUUCAUGAUGCAAGAAAGAUUGUGCAUAUAAGACAUCCAAAUUAUAAAUUAGAUAAUAGUAUUAUAGAUAAAGCAACCAAAUUGAGAGGUAUUUUAAAAAGUAAUGAAGAGGAUUUGCUUGAAAUUGUAAAAUCCCACAAUCAAAAUUAUGGAAUUUAUACAGAUUACAAUACGAAUAAUUUCUCCAAUAAUCAAACAUUAGUGAAUAAAGAUGAGACUAAUUUGGCGUUGGAUUUAUCAUUUGAGGAAAAACAGAAAUACGAAGAAGAGUAUUUGCUUUCAAAUGAAAUCCAAGAUUACUAUAAUUACGGAAACAACGAAUAUAACUUACUCUUCUAUGAAUUUAAGAAGGAAUAUGAUGCUGAGAUAUUAGAAGACUUUCAGACCCAAAUUGUGGACUUAGAAGCUGAUAUUAGUUCUGAUCCCCACUUAAUUUAUAGGGUUGAAUCAAAUUUAAACUCUAAUUCAGAUUCUGGGUCACUAAUAAGGGGAGUCUCUAAUUCCCAUAUGGGUUUCAACUCCAGCUUUUCUUCAGAGUCCAAUUCUGACUAUAAACAUAAAUCCAACUCGGAUUUGCUUUCAGAAUUUAUCUCUAAACAUAGCACACCAUCAGCACAAGCAAUCUCUCACUCUUGUUCUCCAGUUUUCACUCCUAAAAAUUUCCAAGCAUCUAAAGACUCUUCAAAUCGUCUUGUAAAUAGAUCGAUAAGUAGAUCAAAACCAGAUCAGGAGAAAGAUACCAUUACAAUAAUGAAGAGUGGAAAACUCCCAGAAGUCUUAGAGUCUACAGGGUAUUGCAAUACCUCAUCAUUCUUUACUGUGAAGAGUCUGGAAUGA
Molecule: messenger RNA, 1041 nt
Organism: Cryptosporidium ubiquitum
Lineage: Eukaryota; Apicomplexa; Conoidasida; Eucoccidiorida; Cryptosporidiidae
Exons: 1
Coding region: 1-1041 (346 amino acids)
Source: RefSeq, a predicted model, not a curated record